AUGAAAGCAAGUCAAAGUAUAAAUAGCUUGGCUAUCAAGCAGAGGAAAGCUAAAGAGUCAUUUCAAGACCCCUCCACAGAGCCUAAUUCUGCCAGAGUUUUUCUGACUGAAAGAAUUCCAAAUAGCAGACAGAUUCUAGGUAAAGCUAUCUCAAUGGAUCGCUCUAUCAUGAACAAUGGGAAACGACUCAAGAAAUACAAGCUUUCCAAAAUAAUGAACAGAGUUGUGGAAUCCAAAGAAAGACUACUAGACAGAGGAUUCACCUCGACUUUGCUACAGACUGAGGAUAUCCAUCUUAAACGCAGGGAAAUAGAGAUGAAGCAACGAGAUACUGUCCUGAUAGAAUGGGCCAAAGAGAAAGUCAGGGAGGUGAAAUCAGGAAAUUUCAUACCUCCAGCCAUAAGAGAAGUAGUCGACAAAAAUAUUAAGAAAGAUUUAAUAAAGGCUAAGAAUAAAGUCGAACGUGUAAAUAAGAAAAUUAAGAGGGAGGAAUCUAUAGGAUUUAGACGCAAAGGUCAAUACUUCCAAGUGGAAAACCAAUUUCCCACCAUAUCAUAUGAUAGAUUUAACAAGGACGAUGAUUUCGGGAAAAUGAUUCAUUUAGGAUCGGGGAUUUCAACAAUCAAGCAUAUUCGAGGAGAAUUCCCCAUAAAGUCAUCAUGGCCGGAAGGGUGGAAAUUUAAAAAUUAUCCUCCAGGAGCUGAAUAUUUAGAAGAAGAGGAUGAGACUGAUAAAAAAAAGGCAUUACCUGAUCCAGUACUAAAGGUGAGGAACUUUCAUAAAUAAGUAUGCGAGGAUCAGCACUCCUCCUGAUCCUAGUGAGACCAAGAAGUACAUCUGCUCACACAAGCUUGUGCAGAAGCCUACUUCAGAUGAGUCUCCUUCCAUUCAUAAUUACAUCAAGCUUGAGAAAGAGAAAAGGUUUGAUGCCAUGAAAGAUCAGGCAAAGAGACGAGCUGAGGUCAAGACUAUAAACAUAAUCACUGAGUUUGGAGAAGGCAAGAUUGACUUCAAAGGUUUCAAGAAGAGAGGAAGCUCUAUCAACCUUGGAGUCACAUCUAGUAGAAGUUCAAUAUUAGGAUCUAAGAAUGAUUCUGAAAAGCAAACGCAUUUAGGAGAUAAACUUAAGCCAAGAAGAUUGUCAACGAUUAGAGACUUGAAGAAGGCUCCAAAAUCAAGUAUGAUGAGGUCAGUGCACUCCUCCCUUGCGAUGAAGAAUAAGGCCAAAUAAAGCGCCAUUAAAUUCUCUUAACAAACCUUUGUUGCCAAUUACAGACAGAAAUGAGAAAGGAAAUAUUAUCAGCCCUCUCGACUCCAACGACUUGAGAAAAUCAGCUUCAAACUUUAGAAGAAGGCUUGGAGUGAACGUUAAAGUUGCCAGAAAGUCAAUCAACUUGGAUGAUGAGAAUCUUGAAAAAUCUCCUAAGCCAACACUUUUACAUGGAUCUAGUUCAGAAGAUAUCCUCUCUCAGUUGAAGAAGAUUGACUUAGAAGUUAAAAAGCAGUUAGAAAAAUAUCAUGCAGUACAGCAGCAAGAGAGUCCAGUAGUGAGGCUACCAGUCGGGAGCCCAGACAUUAGGAUUACUGGCUUUGAUAAGAUUCAUAGUCUAAGAGAAGAAAGCGAUGAAAGUUUAUCAAGUCAAGAAUCUGACUCUACUCCUUUUUGUCCUACAUUAUCAAAUAAAGAUGAUAUUAGUCCUGGUGUUGAACAUAUUACUGAGUAUUUCAGGGCAAACCCUGAAGUAAAGAAAGAACCCAUUGGCAAGCAAGCUCAGAAAAUAACAUUACAAUUUAUUGUAAGCAGGAUAGAAAGCAUGAAAUAUGGACGCAAGCCUGAAGAUGCUAAGGAUCAGUCAAGAAGGUGGAGGAAAAGGAUAAAAAAUCUUAAGAAAACAGAGAAGUUUAAAAACAAUACUCAAAACAAGUGUGAGAGACUUAUUAACAAUUGCGAGAGCCUAAUCAGGAAUGAUAUUCCAUCCAGAGUUUUGUACAGGGACCUUCAGAGCUAUCUACAGAACUCGAAUAUGGAGAUAAAUGACAAGAUAAUCAGAAUACUGAGCUUACAUUCUGAAAAUAUUUAGUAAUGAAUUUAAGUCACC
Molecule: messenger RNA, 2099 nt
Organism: Moneuplotes crassus
Lineage: Eukaryota; Ciliophora; Spirotrichea; Euplotida; Euplotidae
Source: the annotation of a GenBank genome assembly